CAGUUUCCUGAGUAUGACGAUCUCUACUGCAAGUACUGUUUCGUGUAUGGCCAGGACUGGGCCCCCACGGCGGUCCCUUCGGUUGGCAGAGGAUGGUGAAGGAAACAGCUCUCCCGGCUGCUGCCCAGGGAGGGGAGGGGCGCGGUAGCCUGCAACUGGGACACUGGCCGUCACUGUCGUCCUCGCAGGGGCUGGAGGAGGGCAUCUCACAGAUCACGUCCAAGAGCCAGGAUGUGCGGCGCGCGCUGGUGUGGAACUUCCCCAUCGACGUCACCUUUAAGAGCACCAACCCCUACGGCUGGCCGCAGAUGGUGCUUAGCGUGUACGGGCCGGACGUGUUCGGGAACGACGUGGUCCGAGGCUACGGGGCGGUGCACGUGCCCUUCUCUCCCGGACGGCACAAGAAGACCAUCCCUAUGUUUGUCCCAGAAUCGGUGUCCAAACUGCAGAAGUUUACCAGCUGGUUCACGGGACGGCGGCCCGAGUACACGGACCCCAAGGUGGUGGCUCAGGGGGAAGGCCGGGAAGUGACCCGCGUCCGCUCCCAGGGCUUCGUCACUCUCCUCUUCAACGUGGUGACCAAGGACAUGAGGAAGCUGGGCUACGACACCGGGCCUCCGGACACACGGGGGGCCUCGGGGCCCAGCACGCCCCAGGGCCUCCCCCGGUGAAGGCAUCGGCCCCCUGGGACGGCCCAGCAACCCACCUGCCUGACCUGCGUCGGGGGUGGCCGGUGUUUGUGUAAUAAAGUGUCACCUUUUCACAGAGCCCAGGCUGGGGCAGCUCCUCUCCCCGCAGCGACUGCCCUGGGAGCAGGGCCCCGGGGCCGGCGCGGGCCUUGGUGGGCACAGCCCGGGGUGGAAGCUGCACCGGGACAGAAGCCAGCAACUGAGCUGCGGCUCUGCCUGAUCCCGGGCUCACGGCUGGGCGGCCCUCCCACCUCGACACGCUCGUCCCUAACACCAGCAUGGUGUCCACCAAACAGGCGAGCCGGGCAGAACCUGCCUCGGAUGGAGAGGCCCGCGGCAGCCCAGAGGAUGGGCCGCAAGCCUCCGCAAGGUGGAGAGCGUCACGGCGGGCGAGCCCCGCCUGCCCUCGGCCCCCCGGGCCGCCUGACCCCCACCGGCAGCCUCUGGGGAGCCCUCUGGCCAGAACACCGGGCUCGCUCAGGGCCCUCCCCUCAGCCUGAAGAGCCCACCUUAGCCACCACCCACUGCCCGGCCGUCACGGGGACCUGCCCUUGUCCCAGUUCCCCCAUAAACUCAGGGCCCCCAGCUCGCUGCGCGCUCUGGAACCGUCCGCCAACCCCCAGAAUCCUGACCCUCUUCACGGGGAGCCUUCCCUCCCCCUCUGGCCCCUCGGCUCCGCGGGAGCGUCUCCGCGUCCCCGUCCCCCAGCUCCCUCGACGCCCCGGCCGUCAGACCACACCGCGUCCGCCACAGACUCCACCGCCUGUCUUCUCGUCCGGCGGCCCCGGCACGUCACCAACCACACAAGACAGCCCCCUCCCUCUCCCUUGUAAUGAUCUUGGCCUGUGCCCCCGGCAGCCCGCAGCCCCCUCCUUCCGCUACGCUCAGGCUCGCACAGGCACCGAGACCGGGUCGGUGGCCUUGUGAACC
This is a messenger RNA of Physeter macrocephalus (sperm whale), 1619 nucleotides long. RefSeq names its product B9 domain containing 1 (gene B9D1). Gene Ontology annotation, cellular component: MKS complex. Bases 93 to 671 code for a protein of 192 amino acids. The transcript is spliced from 6 exons. Gene Ontology annotation, biological process: cilium assembly. Lineage: Eukaryota; Metazoa; Chordata; Mammalia; Artiodactyla; Physeteridae. The record is from RefSeq and is a predicted model, not a curated record.